This is a messenger RNA of Lepus europaeus (European hare), 1266 nucleotides long. It is a transcript of the gene DTNBP1, whose product is annotated as dystrobrevin binding protein 1. The record is from RefSeq and is a predicted model, not a curated record. Gene Ontology annotation, biological process: regulation of synaptic vesicle exocytosis; platelet dense granule organization; anterograde synaptic vesicle transport. The transcript is spliced from 10 exons. Gene Ontology annotation, cellular component: BLOC-1 complex; cytoplasm; synaptic vesicle membrane. NCBI's taxonomy places the organism in Eukaryota, Metazoa, Chordata, Mammalia, Lagomorpha, Leporidae. Bases 84 to 1130 code for a protein of 348 amino acids.
GGGGCGGCAGGUGCAGGGUUCUCUCGGAGCUGAGGGCGGCAGCGCCGGGCCUGAGGGGAGGAGACGCAGCGGCGGCGGCGGCGAUGCUGGAGACCCUGCGCGAGCGGCUGCUGAGCGUGCAGCAGGAUUUCACCUCAGGGCUGAAGACUUUAAGUGACAAGUCAAGAGAGGCAAAAGUAAAAAGCAAACCCAGGAGUGCUCCGUGUUUGCCAAAGUACUCUGCUGGGCUGGAAUUGCUUAGCAGGUAUGAAGAUACGUGGGCAGCACUUCACAGAAGAGCCAAGGAAUGUGCAGAUGCUGGCGAGCUGGUGGACAGCGAGGUGGUCAUGCUCUCCGCUCACUGGGAGAAGAAGAAGACGAGCCUGGUGGAGUUGCAGGAGCAGCUGCAGCAGCUCCCGGGCUUGAUAGCAGACUUGGAAUCCAUGACAGCCAGCCUCACUCAUCUCGAGGCCAGUUUUGAGGAGGUGGAAGACCACCUGCUACACCUGGAGGACCUGUGUGGGCAGUGUGAGUUAGAAAGACAAAAACACAUGCAUUCCCAGCAGCUGGAGAACUAUAAGAAGAGUAAGAGGAAGGAACUUGAAAUCUUCAAAGCUGAACUGGAUGCAGAGCACACGCGGAAGGUCCUGGACAUGGAGCACGCCCAGCAGACGAGGCUGAAGGAGCGGCAGAAGUUCUUUGAGGAAGCCUUCCAGCAGGACAUGGAGCAGUACCUGUCCACGGGGCACCUGCACAUCGCAGAGCGCCGGGAGCCCAUGGGCAGCAUGUCGUCCAUGGAGGUGAACGUGGACAUGCUGGAGCAGAUGGACCUGAUGGACAUCUCCGACCAGGAGGCCCUGGAUGUCUUCUUGAACUCAGGUGGAGAGGAGGGCGCUGCGCAGUCCCCUGUCACAGGGCCUGAACCCCAACCCUGCGGCAUCACCCUUGAGGUCCCAUGCCCCUCGCCGUUCCUCGCUGAGCCGCCUUCCUCACCCUGCACCCGGACCAGCCUGGCCGCCCAGGAGGCCAGCGAGUCCCCCCUCGUGCAGUCUGACGAGGAGGAGGUGCAGGUGGACACGGCCUUGGCCACGCUGCAGCCCGACUGUGAGGCCACUGCAGAGGCCAGUGAUGACAGCGACUCUGCGCGCUGAGCACCCGAGAAGGACCCCUGAGCUGGGAGCGCAAGUCCGCCUGUCGAGUCCGGUUGGUGUGGGGUUCUGGAUUUUUACACAGUUGCCAAUGAUGUGUGAGAAACUGACAGGAGAGAAUAAAGUUGAGCUGAAACCA